AUAAAUACAAAUAAAUUUUUUCAAGAAUUUAAUUCAUUAAAAUUAUCAUCAACAUCAAAUACAUUAAUAUUUCAAAAUGAAAUUGAUAUUUAUUUACAACAACGAAAAGAAAAUAAUAAUUCAAUUCAUAUGAAUCUAAUAGAUGAAAAUCAAAUGAAGAAAAUUUUACAUUCAAAUCAAAUUAUUUGUCAUCAAAUAAAACAAGAUAUCUUAUUUCUCAAUAAAAAUAAUUCAUUAUUAUUAAAUCAAAUAACAACAAUCAAUAAACAACAAAAUCAUUUAACCGCAUAUAUCGAUUCAUUUCAUACUGAACAACAACAAAUGUUAAAUAUUCAAAAGAAAUUCGAUUAUAUAAAACAUAGUACUGAUUUAAAUAAUCAAAAUUAUCAACGAUUUAAACAAGAAAAAGAGAAAAUAAUACUUUGCUUACUAACGAAACAACAUUUAAUUAUCCUUAUUACUGAAUAUAUUGAAGAAAAUGAAAAAAAAUUAAGUAAAUAUAAAUUAUGCUAUAAUAAACUUUUGAAUAAUAUUCAACAAGUACGAAAUACAGUAUUAUAUGAAACGCGACAUAAGAAACCAUUAAAGAAAUAUAACCAAUUAAUUAUUUAUUUACAAAAAGAUUUAUUCAAAUAUAAGAAGAAAACUAAGGAUUUACAAUAUCGAAUUUAUCAACGAACUAAAAUCAGUUCUCACCAUAAAUCAGUUCAAAAAGAAUUAAAUAAUAAUCAAUCGUAUCAUAUCGAUUUCGAACAAAAAUUAUCAUUAAUUAUCUAUCAACUAAUUUGUAAAACACAUUAUAAUAUUAUUCUACAUAAACGUUUAGAUGUUCUUAUCGAACAUAUUUUUUUACUUAAUAAUAUCGAUGAAAAACAAUCAUUAAAAAAAUCUUAUUUAUUCUAUGUCAAUAAUAAUUUCAAAACAACCAAUCAAAUAAAAUCUUCUCUAGCUGAAUUACGUAUUUUAAAAAAUGAAAUAUUAAUUUAUAAACAAAUCUAUAUGAAUAUAAAAUCUUUAUUAAAAGAAAAACAACAGGAACUGAAUUGUAAUGGUUAA
This is a messenger RNA of Adineta steineri, 1056 nucleotides long. The record is from the annotation of a GenBank genome assembly. Lineage: Eukaryota; Metazoa; Rotifera; Eurotatoria; Adinetida; Adinetidae.